Molecule: messenger RNA, 3972 nt
Organism: Danaus chrysippus (African queen)
Lineage: Eukaryota; Metazoa; Arthropoda; Insecta; Lepidoptera; Nymphalidae
Source: the annotation of a GenBank genome assembly
AUGUGGUUACUUCUAUUACUCUUCACGCCGUACGUCAUCAGUCAGCAGCCAUGGGUGCCGUGUUCAGAAUUGAACGAUGACCUUCGGUACCCUUGUCGAUGCAGAGUUCAAGUUGACAGAGCCUUGCAAUUACGAAUUUUGAUGAACUGUGACCACGUGGUAUUCGCGGGUGACUUUCCACCACUUCCCUAUGGCGCUCCCAUAGUUUCGUUCAGUCAGCGAUGGGCUGGACAACAGUCGUUACCAACACAGAUUUUCUCAUCAUACGGUCUCCCGUUAAAAGAGCUGGACUUUUCUCAUAACAGUCUCCGUCGAUUGCCUGACCGUUUGUUAGCGGGGAUCAAAGGCAAUAUUACCAAAGUAGUUUUAGAAGAUAAUCUCCUCGGUGACAAUUUGAAUCCAAUCUUCUCGACCGCCGAGUUUCACAAUCUUCCAGCGUUGGAAGAAUUGGAUCUAAGCGGAAAUAAUAUAAGAGGCCUUGAAGAAGGUCUCUUAAUUGGUUGCGAUGUGCUGAAGGUUUUACGCCUGGACCGUAACAAUAUGAAUUUCGUCCCAUCCUCUUCUCUCAACGGGCCGCAGUCAUUAAAAGUUCUUUCGCUCAGAGAAAAUAGAAUAGGCAUAAUACGACAAGCAACUUUCAUAUCUCAAAAGUCGUUACAAGAAAUAGAUUUGCAUGGGAAUAUGAUAUCUACAAUCGAAGGGGGAGCAUUUAUAGGCUUGAAAGGUUUAGAGAGUCUGGAUCUUGGACGGAACAGACUGUCCAAGUUCAACAGUGACGUAUUUCAAGGAAUUGAGAACUUGGAGAAAUUGGAUUUAUCAGAAAACUUUAUAGCCGAUUUUCCGACAGUUGCACUUAAAGUGUUCGCUGGUUUAAAACAUUUAAACAUGUCUAGCAACAUGAUAACGAACAUGGAUCACAGUCAUCUUAAUGCUCUGUCAGCGUUGGUAGUUCUGGAUCUGAGUAGAAACAAUUUAGUUAAACUCUCACCAGGAACUUUCGUUGGGUUAACGGAAUUGAAAUAUCUUGAUAUUGGCGUGAAUUCUUUACGUACUGUGGAGGACGAUGCAUUCGAUGGCCUUACUAGUUUAGAAACAUUGUUAUUGAGAGACAAUAACAUUUUACUUAUUCCUGCAGCUGCAUUGUCUCGAUUGCCUAGUCUGACGUCUAUUCAUUUAGGAUUUAAUAGAGUAACAGCGCUCUCUACCGACAUUUUACGGGCAGUCUCCGAGGGCAUAAAUUCGUUGGUUCUAUCGAGAAACGUUAUCAGAGAAUUGCCACCGGCUGCUUUCGAACAUUUUAAAUAUAUACGUCAUUUAGAUCUAUCUGGAAAUCUCUUAAAUUCGAUAACAGCAGACGUAUUCAGCGGUCUAGAGACUACGCUCGAAUUUUUGUCUCUCAGCCAAAACAGAAUAUUAGGAUUCACUGGAGAAUAUUUAAAAUUUGUGAACCUUUGGUUUUUAGAUAUAUCUGGAAAUCAAAUAUCAGAGAUACCAGUUAACGCAUUCCAAUCUAUAAAAAGUCUAACGCACCUUAAUAUGAGUCAUAAUUUACAUAUUAAUGUGUUGCCACAGAAUCUUUUCGAUUAUAAUGAAGGACUUCUAUCUGUAGAUAUAAGCCAUGUUGGACUGAAAGCAUUGCCGGUUAAUUUGUUUUCAAAGACACAUAAUUUGGAAUACAUAUAUUUAUCACAUAAUUUGUUACAAGAAAUAUCGGAAGGUACUUUUAAGAAUCUCAAGAACCUAACUCAUCUUGACCUUUCGUACAAUAACAUAGUUACAAUAAGAACACCUGCCUUUGUAAAUGUCAUGUCAAUACAAUAUUUAUCUCUGAAAGGAAAUCAAUUGAAUGCGUUCAAAGGUGAAUUCUUUAAUACUGGCACGAGCUUGGAGGUUUUAGAUGUAUCAGACAAUCAGCUGAGCUACUUAUUCCCAUCGUCUUUUAAGAUUCAUCCUAGAUUAAGAGAAAUUAUACUAGCCAAUAAUCAGUUCAAUUUCUUCCCCGCAGAACUUAUUAGUACCCUACAAUAUUUGGAAAAAGUAGAUUUGUCUGGUAAUGUUUUGAAAAAUGUCGAUGAAUUAGAUUUUGCUCGUCUGCCUAAAUUACGUACGAUCUUAUUAGCAAGAAAUGAACUCGAAUCUGUAAGCGAAAUGGCUUUCCAUAAUUCUACACAGAUUCAGCAUUUAGAUUUGUCUUACAAUAGAAUAGAUCGUUUAGGUGAUCGAUUAUUCGAGGGUCUCAUUAGAUUAGAACUUUUGAAUUUAGCAGGAAAUCUUCUAUAUGAACUACCAGAUAAUAUAUUCGACAGAUCAAGGCUCCAUAUGCUAGAGUCAAUAGUACUCAGUCACAAUUUAUUUGAGCAUGCGCCGUUAAAAGCGCUGCAAAAACAAUAUUUCUUUGUGUCAUCAGUAGAUUUAUCCCAUAAUGAAAUCGUGGAUAUUCCCGCAGAAGACAGCGUAAUGGUUAAUAUUAAGAAACUUGACCUCUCUUUCAACCCGCUAUCAGAGAAAACAAUAGAUAAUGUUCUAACAGAACCAAAAACAGUAAGAGAAUUAAACCUAGCUGGGACCGGGAUAAAAUAUGUUAAACAAUUGGAGACGCCAUUUUUAUAUCGAUUAAAUCUAUCUCAUAACAAUAUUACUAAAUUACCCGAAAAGACCUUCGCAAGAACCACUAUGCUUGAAUCUUUGGAUCUCUCCUUUAAUCAGAUCGGUGAUGUGUCUAAUUCCCUUUCUAUAUCCUGGCCUAAAUUAAAAAAUCUUCAAAAGUUAAACAUUUCAAAUAAUCCCAUAAUAAUGGUGUUGGAAGGUAAUUUUGAAGGACUAGUAUCACUUCGAUUUUUAAAUAUGGAAAAUCUAGAAAAAUGUACCAAAAUAGAAAAGAAUGCUUUCAGACCCUUAUCAAAUCUUGUAGAACUUCGCGCAUAUGGUUAUCCAAGAUUGGGUUAUUUCGAUGUUCAAGGAGCUCUACAAUAUGUAUUGGCAAUGGAAAAAUUAGAUGUCGAAGUAAAAGAUACAAAUGUAGGCCCAGACCAAUUACAUUCAACAUUACAUCCUCGUCUUGAAGAGUUGGGUUUAAGAGGAAGUAGACUAAAGACUAUUUCCUCUGGGGUACUUGCAGGUUUAAAAUCACCUUCAAUCACUGUACGAUUCCGUAAUACAUCCAUAAGUAAUUUGCCUCCAGCACUAUUGUUUCCUUUACCACGUUCAUCACAAAUAACAAUCGACGUUGGCGGUAGUUCACUCACAACACUGCAACCACAAUUAUUGGUAGCUCUUGAUGAUCGUCGUGCAGAUUUGUCUAUGUUUGGGCUAGAUGCUAAUCCAAUACGUUGUGAUUGUAACGCCAGAGCUUUAAGGAGAUGGUUACCUACCGUGGGUAUUCAAGGUGUGAGAUGUCACUCACCCGAUCAUUUAUCAGGAUAUUUAAUAGUUGAAAUAGGGGACGACGAGCUCUCAUGUGAUUCUAGAAAGAGAACUACAGCUACUUCUUCCAGUAGUAUUUCAACAACAUCACCUCCAAGACUUGUGCAUAAAACGUCAGCAGAGCCGGAUAUUAUCUGGUCAGUGGCACCCUCACAUGAACGACCAAAAGCAGCAGGGGAGCCUAAAGGAGCACCUGUUAUUGGAAUUGCCACUUCCAAUAAUGAUGAUAAUUUGAUAAUAGGGAUAGUAGGCGGUGUUGUUGCUUUUAUAGCUAUUCUUAUUGUUGCUAUAUGCAUUGUACGUUUACGUAUGACUUCGACAUCUUAUCGCGGUGGGCCUUUAGCGAAUAGUCCUGGAGCUGGGGCAGCUCAAUUAUGGGGUGCAGCUUGGCCUGGAUAUGCAGCGACCUUACCCCCGCCAUCAUUGUCUACAGCUACAUUACCUCAUAAAAUGCAAUCUGGGCCUGGUUCAGUACGUUAUAUGGCAGCUCCACCUCCAGCCCCUUACUUUAUAAGCUUGCCACCUCACGAUGAUAAAAUUUAUCGAUGA